This is a messenger RNA of Impatiens glandulifera, 3855 nucleotides long. RefSeq lists its product as uncharacterized. The record is from RefSeq and is a predicted model, not a curated record. The transcript has 8 exons. Gene Ontology annotation, molecular function: protein tyrosine kinase activity; protein serine/threonine kinase activity; ATP binding. Bases 85 to 3552 code for a protein of 1155 amino acids. NCBI's taxonomy places the organism in Eukaryota, Viridiplantae, Streptophyta, Magnoliopsida, Ericales, Balsaminaceae. Gene Ontology annotation, biological process: peptidyl-threonine phosphorylation; peptidyl-serine phosphorylation. Gene Ontology annotation, cellular component: cytoplasm.
AUUCGUAUUCUGUCUCUCAGGUAUAAUGGACUAUUAUUAUAUAUAGCAUCAUCUACUUGUUUGCCCUAUUACUGUUGGUUGAUAAUGGCGGAUUCUAGCUCUAUUGAUUCCAUAUUAGAGUUUCUGCGGAAAAAUAAUUUUGGGAGUGCAGAGGCUGCUUUUCGUAACGAGCUUCUUAACCAUACUGAUUUGAAUGGUUUACUUGAGAAACUCAACCUUAAAGAGAAAGAUGUUGGUGAGAAGUCAGAGCAAGAGAAAAGGAACAAAACAAUUGUUGAAAAGCAAGGGGCUAGUAGUAGGAGCAGUGGUGAACUUUCAAAGGAGCUUAUUGUUAAAGAGGUAGACUGUGGAACUGAUUGUAGGCAGAAAUCAAUUGAUGUUUCUGUUGGGGAACAAGCUAAACAGGGUCAGGGUGAUAAGAACUUUGGUAUAUCCAAAGCGUAUGAGGAUACGGUACUUGGCACAUUCUCAUGGAACCUAAGCCCCAGUAAUUUCCCUGUUGACAAAUUUCAGAAUGUUGGAAACCUCAACACAGACAACUUUUGUGAAUUUCAGGUUUCCAGUAAUCAAAGGCCUUCUGCAACUGAGGUUUCUGAUGCUAGAAAACUCAAUCCAACGUCCAGGGAAGAGAAAGGUUCUAAUGAUGAGAAGAUAAAAUCAUGGGUUGGAAAUACUAGUAAAGAAGUGAAGACAGAUAGCUAUGUAAAUCAAGUUAGUCAGACAAAGGAACUAGGUCAAAAGCAGAAGAUAAGUUCUGUGACAUUUGAAGAUGGCUUUUCGUUUGUUGAUAACCCAUGGUCAAGAAGUAUAGAACCUACAAAAAACUCUUUUCAUAUGACAAAGGACAAUUCAAUUAGAACGGUGUUUCCAUCUCCUGACGUGGAAGCUUCAACCAGCUACAUCACUGACAAUGUAGGUGACAAGAGGGAGGUAAAGAGAAAAACUGAAUUCACUGACAUAAAGGCAGCAAUCAAGGCGGAAGUUGAUGAAGUUGGAAGGGCUUUAUAUUUUGGGAAAAUUGCUGCUGAACAAAAUAACGCCACUAAUUUGGGCUUUCCGCUUGCUUCCGAGUAUCCAAAGGAAGAGUUUCCUAGAUUGCCUCCUGUUAGACUCAAGUCUUGGGAAGAAAAGUUUGAUAAUGAUCUUCAGGUUUCAGAAAUUUCAAAUUCUGACAAUGCUUUCUUUAUAGGCUCAUAUCUAGAUGUUCCCGUCGGACAAGACCUUAACUUUGCAGGUGGAAAAAGAGGAGGCGGAGGAGGGGGCAGUUGGCUCUCUGUAAGUCAAGGUAUUGCUGAAGAUAAUUCUGAUUUAGUGUCUGGUUUUGCCACCAUUGGUGAUGGAUUGAGUGAAUCUGUUGAUUAUCACAAUGAGUACUGGGACUCUGAUGAAUAUGAUGAUGAUGAUGAUGUCGGCUACAUGAGACAGCCUAUUGAAGAUGAGACAUGGUUCCUAGCCCAUGAAAUUGAGAGUGUGCGAGAUCCUCAAGAGAGAGUUCCCAACAAAGAUGAGGAUGAUGAUCAAUCAUUUGCAGAAGAGGACUCUUAUAUCUCUGGAGAACAUUUCCAUUCUAAAAAUGUUGAUACGGUUACAGUUCCAGCUGAUCCUAUGGAUCUGUCAGUAACAAAGUUAUAUGGGCGAACAGAUGAAAGUGAUCUGAUAGCUCAGUAUGACGGACAACUGAUAGAUGAAGUAGAACUCAACUUAAUGCGGUCUGAACCAGUCUGGAAAGGAUUUGUAACUCAGGCAAAUGAAUUAAUUAUGUUAGGUGAUGAAAACAUCCUAAGUGAAUGUGGCAGAAAUACAUUGGAUGAUAUUUGCAUGGAUGAUGACCAGCAUGGUUCUGUGAGAUCCAUUGGUGUAGGAAUGAACAGUGAUGCUGCAGAUUUUGGAAGUGUAAGGGAAAGUUUGGUUGGUGGUAGUAGUGAGGGUGACUUGGACUACUUUCAUGACAACAGUGUUAGUAGAUCUAGAUAUUCACAGCAGGAAUCAGAUAGGAAAUACCUAGAAAAAACAAAUAUUGGGGGAAAGAAAACAAAUAAACAUGAUGCCAAUAAGUAUGUUUUGGAGAUGGAUGAGGAUGUGGGUAAGCAAGCAAAAGGCCAAACAGAUGGGGGAUUUUCAUUUCCACCCCCUAGAGAUGGGAAGUUGGAACAGUCUAGCAAAUCUUUGAGGUCAAAGAAGUUUGAAGCUGUUGGUAACGAUGAUAUUGAUGAACCUUUAAAUAACCAAGCCGAAGCAGAUGAAACGCUGGCUUCAUGGAGACAGAAAAGCACUGAUUCCUCACCUAUCAGGAGAUCAAUUGAUGAAAGUACUACCAACAGAGUGGAAUCAGCAGAUUCAACCCCAUCAACAAUCUCAAAUUUUGGUCAUGGUGAAAAAGAUCAUGUAAAGAAAGAUACGGGUGAAGAAGAUACUAAUCUGAGGGAGGAAGAUCCAGGGGACUUAUUAGAUGAUGAAGAGGCAGUUGCAGUGCAAGAGCAGGUAAAGCAGAUAAAAAUGCAGGAAGAGGAGUUUGAAACCUUUGAUCUCAAGAUUGUCCACAGGAAAAACAGGACUGGUUUUGAGGAAGACAAGAAUUUCCAUGUAGUUCUGAACUCAGUUAUAGCUGGCCGCUAUCAUGUGACUGAGUAUCUUGGAUCAGCUGCAUUCAGUAAAGCCAUCCAAGCUCAUGACCUUCACACUGGCAUGGAUGUUUGUGUAAAGAUUAUAAAGAACAACAAAGAUUUCUUUGAUCAGAGUCUUGAUGAGAUAAAGUUGCUAAAGUUUGUUAACAAGCAUGAUCCUGCUGACAAGUAUCAUCUUCUUCGGCUGUAUGACUACUUCUAUUAUCGUGAGCAUUUGUUAAUUGUAUGUGAGCUUCUUAAGGCAAACUUGUAUGAGUUCCACAAAUUUAAUAGAGAAUCAGGAGGAGAGGUGUACUUUACAAUGCCCAGGCUACAGUCAAUUACUAUUCAGUGUCUAGAAGCACUUCAAUUUUUACAUGGCCUUGGGCUGAUACACUGUGAUUUGAAACCUGAGAAUAUCUUGGUUAAGAGCUACAGUCGGUGUGAAAUUAAGGUCAUUGACCUUGGUAGUAGUUGUUUUGAGACAGAUCAUCUAUGUUCAUAUGUUCAGUCCAGAUCCUACCGUGCACCAGAGGUUAUCCUUGGAGUUCCAUAUGACAAGAAGAUCGAUAUAUGGUCGCUUGGUUGCAUCUUGGCAGAACUUUGUACAGGCAAUGUACUUUUCCAAAAUGAUUCACCUGCUACAUUACUUUCUCGAGUGAUUGGAAUUAUAGGUUCAAUUGACCAAGAAAUGCUAGCAACUGGAAAAGAUACCUCCAAAUUCUUCACAAAAAAUCAUAUGCUUUAUGAGCGUAACCAGGAAAGUAAUCGGCUAGAGUAUUUGAUUCCUAAGAAGAGUUCACUAAGGCACAGGUUACCUAUGGGAGAUCAAGGGUUUAUCGAUUUUGUAUCUCAUCUUCUAGAAAUAAACCCAAAGAAACGCCCUUCGGCUUUGGAAGCUCUGAAACAUCCAUGGCUAUCGUAUCCUUAUGAACCCAUAUCAUCGUAAAACAAUCAUGUAUCAUAUUCUUAAUAUUUGAAGAAGAAGAGAAGAAGUGGGGAAAUCUGGAACUGAUGUUUGUUAUUGCUAAGAAUUUGGGAAUCUACUCAUUGGAGUCGGUUUGUAUGUAGUUCCCGUAUUUUUGGAGUUCUUCGUUUAUGGAAGAUCGUGAUGGUACGUAUUUUAUUCUAUAUGUGUUGUACAUGUGAUGAUGAUUAUUCUUUAGGGGGUAUUAUUAGUAGAUUGAUGUGUUUUAUUUUUAGGGGAUAAUUUGUUCUUCAGGUAAUACACAAGUCAUAGCUGCUUUGUGUA